Molecule: messenger RNA, 5721 nt
Organism: Achroia grisella
Lineage: Eukaryota; Metazoa; Arthropoda; Insecta; Lepidoptera; Pyralidae
Gene: yl
Product: putative vitellogenin receptor
Exons: 35
Coding region: 1-5460 (1819 amino acids)
Cellular component (GO): membrane
Molecular function (GO): protein binding; calcium ion binding
Source: RefSeq, a predicted model, not a curated record
AUGACUGUCAUAUACAUAAUAGUAUUGUCUUGUAUCCUGACAUGCGGUGGACAGUUCGUAGACAAUAUCCAAGUGUACGAGAGAGACUGUCUGGGCGAGGACAAGUUUCCUUGCCAGAGUGGAGGGUGCAUACUUCAGGCGAAGUACUGCGACGGGAAUGUGGAUUGUCCUGAUGGCUCAGACGAGCAUUUUUGCCCGGACCAUGUACCAGACGCAAAACUUUGCAAUCAGAGCCACCAGUACUUAUGUGCUGAUCAUAAGAAAUGUAUACCCAACUCUUGGAUAUGCAACAACCAGACGGAGUGUGAUGAUGGCAGUGAUGAAGUUAACUGCACAGCUAUACCAGAUGCCAAGGAAAAUUCCACUUGCAUGGGCUACAGCUGUGACGGCAACAAAUGCAUAUCGUUGUUAUGGGUCUGCGACGGAGUCUACGAUUGUCUCGACAAGACUGACGAAUAUUCUCAGGAUGCAUGCAAGCACUCUCUCCUAGCACAUUCGAUAUAUGAUGGGUCAUCGUGUGAAGAGAUCAGCGUUAUCAGACAGAGUUACCGGUGUAUCGACUCGUCGUACUGUUUGCCAGCUAAUAUGAUGUGCGACGGCCUGGUGGACUGCAGGGAUGGUAGUGAUGAGGGUCCGUUUUGUGACAAAUGGAACAACACCUGCGACACCAACCCAUGCAAAGGGAACAAUACAAAAUGCAUCCCAGAACGUUUCGGCCCCUCUUGCAUAUGCACUGAAGCGCCUCUCCACAAAACUUACAACUUCACGACAAACCAGUGCGAGGAUGUUGACGAGUGCGCCCAGGCUAGACCACAAUGCUCGCAUGUAUGCCACAAUAAAGACAGUCGAUUUGAGUGCAGUUGUGAUGACGGUUAUACUCAAGAUCAGUUUGGAUAUCUCUGUUAUGCUUCAGGCCCAGAAGCAUUAUUAUUUUACAGUACUAAAAAUGAAAUAGGAUAUAUAAAAAUCAAAACAAAGGAGCAAGUCACUGUGGGAACUGGAAUUAAACAGGCGCAUGGUGUGGCGUACGAUGGGAAGUAUUUGUUCUGGGUGGAGACAGCGCAAGGACACCAGGCUAUCAUGAGAGCUGAGCUAGAAAACGUGCAAGAAACUAAAGAGGUGCUAGUAGGUCUGGGUAUAGAGGAGCCAGGCGAUAUCGCAGUGGACUGGCUGGGCGGACACAUCUAUUUCAGCGACGCCGAGCGCGGAAUCAUCUCUGCCUGCCGCACGGACGGUUCUAUGUGUACUAUACUGAAAACGCAUACAAAGAAUCCCAGAUUCGUCACAUUAGCUGUCAGAUAUGGGACAAUGUAUUGGGCAGACUGGCACCACCGUCCUGUGAUCAUGAAAGCGCGGAUGGAUGGUUCGCAUGCUGAGUUGCUAGUUGAUAAUCUGCAGGGCUUCGCAACUGGCCUUGCAAUAGACGUGCCUAAUGGACGACUUUACUACGUCGACCACACGAUCAAGAUCAUCAAGAUUGACGAUAAGCAGAUAUACUCAUUAUUUGAAGAACCAUUCCACCAUCCGUACUCAAUUGCCGUAUUCGAGAAUACAGUGUUCUGGAGCGACUGGACAUCCCAGUCCAUUCAGACCACGGAUAAGUUACACGGCAGCGCUCAGAAACGUGGAAAAUUGGUCACCCUUGACAAUCCUGUUUUUGAUAUGCACAUCUAUCACCCACUGCUGAUGAAACGUAAUACAAACCCAUGCCACAAUAACAACUGCUCCCACUUGUGUCUAGUGACAUCCAAUGUUACGUACACAUGCGCCUGUCCUGAGGGGAUGCAGUUGAACCAAAGUACCUGCCACAAUAUGGCAAACUAUAGACCUAUGCAGUUGAUCGUGGGAAGUGGAUCGAUAUUCACUCGGGUGUACUAUGACAGUUUGGGCAGCGCAGAGACGCACGCAGCACAUUUUGAUAUUGGUUGGGUGCAAGCAAUGGCAUACGACAAUUUAAGAGAUACCCUGUACCUGUAUGACGGGCAGCGUAAGAUUAUAAGUCACAUCAACAUGAGUGACUUCUCACUAGGAGUAACGCAACCGUUCCUAUAUAAAGGACUGGUGAACGUCGUUGAAAUGGAAUAUGAUUACGUGUCCGAUUCUCUAUACAUCCUGGAUGCUGGACGACACUUUAUAGAAGUGGUCUCAUUAAAGACACAGAAGCGAAUAUUGUUAUAUAGGUUUCGGGAACAAGAGACACCGGUUAGCUUUUGCAUUAUGGCAGAUUAUGGGAAAAUGUUGCUAGCUGUACGUGAGAAUGAUAAUAGCAACGACAUACGCAUUGACAGUAUGGGAUUAGACGGCAGCGGUAGAGAUCACGUCAUUAUGAACGAUCUGAAAGGUCCUCGUGUUCUUCUACGAUACGCCCCUAAUAUGGAUGCAGUGUAUGUGUCUGACGAUGGCAACAGCAUCAUUGAAUUGAUGAACCCUGAAGGGAUGGGCCGGGAGAGGUUUCGAGAACUUUCCACGUCCAUAGCAACCUUGUCGCUGACGGACGCAUACGUCUUCUGGACAGAUCGUCGCACUCCUCGCCUGUUCUGGGCUCCACUUCAUGAUGUUACUACCAGGACACGGAGAAUACAACUAUCAAUAUUUCCAAACAACACACAACUUCACAUCCAAGCAACUUCAGCACCACCGAGCAACGACAGUCUUCUCCUGAACCAUCCAUGUCUUAAGAAUAACCCUUGCUCGGACGUUUGUGUCCAAACACCUCAUCCCCACCCUCAUACAGCCCCUGCCAAAUUCUACAUGGGGUACAGAUGUUUAUGCCCACCUUCGUUCCUUAUUAUGAACGGAACUUGUACCAAACCGGCGGAAUGCAAGGAGAAUGAGCUUUACUGUCAUAAGAGCAAUGUCUGUGUACUUGAAGCGAAACGUUGUGAUGGAAAGAAGGACUGCGAUCUAGGUGAAGACGAAGAAGGGUGCGAUGAUAAUGUAUCAGAAAAUUCGGAUCCUACAGAGAAGUCGUGUCCUUCCCACCAAAUAUCCUGUAACGGAAAAUGCAUAGACCGGGAACAAAUUUGUACAGCUCCAGAUUCAUCCACAACUUCUGCACCGUCUGUUUGCGAGGCAAGUCAAUAUCAAUGUUACAACUCCACGAUAUGUGUGGAGCGGUCCCAAAUAUGCGACGGCGAGGCCGACUGUCCGAAUGGCAGUGAUGAAGACUCGGUCACUUGUGACACGCUCUCCUGUCAGGACAAUGAGUUCAUGUGUACAUCAGGUUCAUGUAUAUUAAGCUCUUUCAAGUGCGAUGGCGAACAGGACUGCGGAGAUGGUUCUGACGAAGCCAAUUGUGACGGCAAGUCCUGCGCGUUCGGAUAUUACCAAUGUCGUAAUAAGGAAUGUAUCGAGAUAGGAAAGAGGUGCGACGGUAAUAAUGACUGUUACGAUCUUUCUGAUGAAGAGCAAUGUGAGGAACCAGUUACAAUGCCUGACGAGAAGACGGUGCCACAUUGUGCUGAGAAGGAGUAUACUUGUGAACUCAACAGAAGUAUUUGUUUGCCGUUCACGGCACGAUGCAACUUCAAGGUAGAGUGUCCUGGAGGAACCGAUGAAAUUGGAUGUGAUCUGCGCUGCGCUCCGCACGGUCUCUUUGAGUGCAAACAGGAAUUAAUAUGUGUGUCCAUGCAUAGAGUCUGUAAUGGAGUCAAUGAGUGCUUGGACGGUUCAGAUGAAACGCCAGAGGCUUGUCGCACAGUUAACAGAACAUCGCAUUUCUUCCCUCCGCUGUUGUAUCCUGCUGCAGAAUGUCGUAACGGCUUCUUGUGUAAAAGCGGACAGUGUGUAGAACUGAAUCAAGUCUGCAACCAGGUUCCCAACUGCUUCGAUGGCACCGACGAAGGUGGAAGUUGCUUUACAGCCUGUGAUAACAGCACGUGUACCUUCUCCUGUCUGCCGACACCAUCAGGACCACGAUGCGUUUGUCCUUACGGAUACAAAACCCACACUGAUGGGCACACGUGUCUUGACAUCGACGAGUGUAUCAACGAUGCGUGUUCACAGCGCUGUCAGAAUAUACCCGGGUCUUUUCUAUGUUCUUGCAACCACGGAUAUGCUCUUAGAUCUGAUCGCCGUUCAUGCAAAGCUGUUAAAGGAAGCAUGUCAGUACUGUAUCUAUCGGGUAACAGAAUCGGAUCUGUAUCUGCAGAUGGAAAAUCUUCACUAGAUUACAUCGAACCGAAUGCAAACAUUGUAGACAUGGAUACAGAUAUCAGGCAAAAUAGGCUCUUCCUGACAUUAUAUGAUGCCGGCAAAUUAAUAGAGGUAAAAGGGAAUAGUAACAAGACCGAAAUCACGAACAUCGGCAGGCCCACGAAUGUUGCGGUGGACUGGAUCACGGAUAAUGUAUAUUUCGUAGACAGGACUCCAAAAAAUAAUCAUGUCAGAGUGUGCAACUUCAAAACCAAGAGAUGUGCGAAACUGCAUAAACUUCCUAUAAAUGGCGAUGCUAAGCUAACGUCGCUGAGAGUAGAUCCAGCAUCCCGCAGAAUGUUUUACUGCAUCAUCACUGACAAUGAAUCUGUAGUGUGGUCAGCAUCGCUAGCCGGACAAGAUCUGUUGGACUUGACCACAGUGCGAAAUUGUACAGGCUUGGCGGUGGAUUCUUUUAGAAAAAGGUUAUACGUCGCUGAAACUGAGCCGUCGGUCAUCACCAGGAUGAACUUUGAAGGGGAUCGACACAAAAAAGUCAUAUUUGGCCAUCCACAACUCCAAGAACCACAUGGAUUAGCGCUAUUCGAAGAUAGCGUCUACUUCUUAGCUGGCAACACUUCAAGACUCAGCCGUUGCCAACUCUUCGGCAACAAACCAUGCGAGCCUUUCAUUUAUCGGAUGUUUGAUGCGAAUGCAUUUGUUAUACGCCAUGAGAGCGUACAAAGAGAUGACGUGAAGAACGAGUGUGAAAACUUUGUUUGUUCCAAUAUUUGUGUAUUGGAUAAAAAUGGCCCAUUGUGUCUGUGUUACGAUGGAUCUGUCGCUAAAAAUGGACGUUGCGCUAAGGCUGAGAAGAGUGAACUGCCAUUUUUCAACGGAAGGACUCACGAAGACUAUUCCACCUCAGAGAAAGCCUCGCUCACGGUCAUCAUCACUAUUGUGGUGCUGUUCGUGAUAUACCUUUCCGUAUUCUGCUACUACCACUUCGUGUAUCGCGCUAGGAAGAAUCGCGCAUCAACUUAUAUGGAGGUGAGAUUUCAAAACACCGAAGCAAGCAGCGCAUCAAUAUCCUCUCAAGCAACAUCUGUUAUAGAAGUUCCUGAUGUUAGUACUCCUACUGAGAGUACACAUGAGUUCGUGAACCCGCUGCAGUUUGUGAAGAAUGUAUGGCGCCAAUCAGUACGUCGUACGUCGAAACCUGCUGACACAGCAAGCGUGGAUAUUGAGUCGCCGAGGAUAGAGCAAGAUCUUUCUGAUACGGAGUCGGAUCUUGAUGAGCGUGACAGCCAGAGAAUAAUGCACUAAUAUCACUAUCCUCUAAUUUUAUUAUUUAUAUUAUUAAAAAGGAAAGAAUUUACGUCGGCUCCAAAAAUCGCCUGAACUGAAUGUAGAACAUUAAGUUUUAUUAUGCUAAAAUGUGUAAUGUACAGUACUUAAUUAGUUAAGAAUCUUAAUUUAAGAACUCAUCACUGAAAUAAAAAUGUUACCAAUAAUUUUAUAUCUGGCCCGUAGAGCUCGUGUUGGCUGGAUCUCUAUCAAAUAAGAUAUAUUUCAGAAUCUAAAAGU